UUAAAAUGAUGCUGAAAUUCGCGAUAGUGAGUUUUUGUAUCUUUUUGAUGAGCACUCAAGUGCUUGGAAAACAAAAAUACGUUAACGAAACAGCCAAUCCCGGUGAACUUUGCAACAGAGAGUGCCUUGAAAAUGAUCGUAAAGUCUGUUAUUUUAAGUUUAUCCUGGAACACUAUCAUACCCUUGGAACUGCGUGCAAAAAUUGUUCCAAAGGUAUUUUUGAAGAUUGUGAACAUCCACAAUGUAUUAUUGGUGACGGUGUCGAAAAAGGUGUAAUGAGUAUCAAUCGAAUGGUUCCUGGACCUGCGAUUCAUGUUUGCAAAGGAGACAUGAUUAUCAUCGAUGUUGUAAAUAAUGCCCAUGGAACUGCAGCAGCUCUGCAUUGGCACGGAAUGCAUAUGCGCAAGACACCUUACAUGGAUGGUGUUCCAUACACAACACAAUGUCCCAUUCAGUUUGCAUCAACUUUUAGAUAUUCGUUUGAGGCAUUAGAAGCAGGCACAAAGUUCUACCAUUCACAUUCAGGACACCACAAGACAAAUGGCCAGUACGGAGCUUUGAUCAUUCGAGAGCCAAAUAAGUUUGUUCCUCAAAUAAAUGAAUAUGACUUUGACCUUCCCGAACAUAAUAUAGUGAUUUCUGACUGGUCACAUGAUUAUGGCGAGAAUACAUUCCCAGGGCUAGUAUCAAAGUUGUCAGUUCCAGACUCCCUCUUGAUCAAUGGACGUGGUUCUUAUGUUGAUCCAAAAACUUUUAAAAUGAAAGAUGUCCCAGUUACGGUAUACUUUGUAGAGCCUGGUAAACGGUAUAGAUUCCGUGUAAUAAAUUCAGUCAGUCGCAAUUGCGCAGUUCAACUUCAGGUUAGGUCAGAACCAAUUGGUCAAUAUUCCUGCCUAUUGACUUUUUUUUGUUGUAGAUCGAAAGUCACCAUGACAGUAAUAUCUUCUGAUUCAUCAGAUGUAAAGCCAUUGCAAGUAAAUGUACUUGGCACAAACUCCGGCGAAAGGUACGAUUUUAUACUCACGGCAAAUAACACUAAAGGAGAUUUUUGGAUGAAAAUAGCUGCAAUGCAUCCAUUUGCUGAAUCAAACCUGUACACUUACGCUCUGUUGAGGUAUAAGACAGUUAACAUGACAAAUGACGAUCUUAAAGCACGACAACCACCUUUUCCAAGUGUUAACACAACUUAUACAUCAGAUAUCAAAUUGAACGAUCCACUAGCCGAUUGUUUGGGAAACAGCACAAGUUACUGCGUUACCGACCUAACUGCACUUGAUUCCAACGAAGAACUUCUAUCCAAAACUCCAGACCAUACUUUUUUCCUCGGGUUCGACAUUCAUCCCCAAAACAAUGAAGAAUUGUUCCGAAAGGGAAAUUUUGAGCAUUUCAUAACCAUAUUGGACGAUUUGACAGGAGUGGGAGGAAUCAAUAAUAUCAGUGUAACUUUUCCAGCAUCACCUCCAUUGACACAAUUAAAAGACAUUGACGAAUCUGAAUUUUGUGAUUCGAACAAAAAACCAAAACACUGCGAAGGCAAAAGUUUAUGUCCAUGCACACACGUACUAAAGGUUAAGAAAAACAGUAUUGUUGAGAUAAUUGUUGUCGAUGUGACGAACGCUAAUCCAAUUGGAAACCAUCAUCCAUUCCAUUUACAUGGGUAUAAUUUUAUGGUCACUGGACUUGGUCAACAUCCAUCGGGCAUUCCUAUGACUGUAGAUUUGGCUAAGAACAUGGAAAGAAGCAGAAGCAGUAAAUUACCAAGAAAUUACAAGAACAACAGGCCUCCAUUUAAGGAUACGGUUUCGAUUCCUGGGCGUGGGUAUGCAGUUUUGCGAUUCAAAGCUGAUAAUCCAGGAUUUUGGCUCAUGCAUUGUCAUUAUGAGUGGCAUCUUUCUGUUGGCAUGGGACUUAUUGUACAGGUUGGAACACCUAAACAAAUGGUUCCUGCACCCAAAGGAUUCCCAAAAUGCAACAACUAUAUUCCAAAAGUAAAAAUGUUUAAGUAGAAAUA
Episyrphus balteatus (marmalade hoverfly) is the source of this 2011-nucleotide messenger RNA. RefSeq lists its product as uncharacterized. Gene Ontology annotation, biological process: iron ion transport. Lineage: Eukaryota; Metazoa; Arthropoda; Insecta; Diptera; Syrphidae. The record is from RefSeq and is a predicted model, not a curated record. Gene Ontology annotation, molecular function: oxidoreductase activity; copper ion binding. Gene Ontology annotation, cellular component: plasma membrane.